GUAUAUCAUCAAAAUUCAAAACUAAAUUAAUUAGUUGCCCUAAUCGGAAUGGAUUUGCUCAACUUUCUCACUGUCACCGGCAAUGUAAAACCCCAAAGCUUUAAGCCUUAAACCCACGAAGGUCAUACAUCAAUGGCCCUUUUUCUGUCAUCCUCCUUCUUGGACCCUUCACUUUCUUCUCCCAACAACCAAAACACUACAAAUUCCCAUCCAAAAACUGGGCAACUCAGUACUAUUCGUGUCGUCCCUUUCUGUGUUCCAGCUCUAUCGAUUACAUCAUCACUAAUAACUCCAGUUCUGAAACUGGACAAAGACAACUCUGACCAUCUCUUCCCUUCACUUUCAUUUUCCAAUAUUCUCUUCUUUAAAUCAGCAUAUAAUGUUCAGGUUAUAGCUGGGGAAAACGAGCCGGAAGAGAAGCUCAUCGGCCGCUUCCGCAGAGAGGUGCUCAGAGCUGGAGUUAUCCAAGAGAGUAAGCGCCGAAGAUUUUUUGAAUCUACUCAGGAAAAGAAGAAAAGGAAGUCUCGUGAUGCUGCCAGACGAAACCGCAAAAGAAGGCCUCAACCAAAAGCUCUACUAUGGGGUACAAAGGAACCUUUGAAGGUUGAGGGUUAUAGAUCUGAUGAAGAUAAGUGGGACCUCAUCGAGGUAGAAUCACCCUAUACUUGACCUUAAUCAGCAAUGUGAAAACCAAAUGGUCCAAGAACAAAGGUUUCAUAUAUCAGAUUUUCUUCAAGUACAACGAGCUGCUGCAUGUUCUUGCUGAUUUUGCUAUAGAACCUGACUAUAUCUGCAAUUUGAUGCUGUGUGUAAGCCAACACGAGUAUAUUAUCGCAGAAGUACACUAGUUUUGACAUAAGGGUUACCCUAAUGUUUGUCCAACGUCGUGUUAAAGAUCAAUGAAAGGUUGCUGUACAUCUGAUUUUAGAUUUUCGUGCUGAUGUUGCAAUAUGUGGUGAUGGUUCGUAAGAGGAUAUUGGUGAACCCCAACAAUUGUUGUUCAAUUUCUGCCAUUCAUUUGUUGCUGCACUUAGCUUAUUUGUAAUUAAUUUUGUUCCGUCACUAUUUUACCCCUAUUGCUCAACAAUACUCUCUUCGAAAAAGAGAAAUGAAAUUAAUUGCUUGAUUUA
Solanum dulcamara is the source of this 1130-nucleotide messenger RNA. Its product is annotated as 30S ribosomal protein S21, chloroplastic-like. Gene Ontology annotation, biological process: translation. The coding region runs from base 133 to 669 and encodes 178 amino acids. Gene Ontology annotation, molecular function: structural constituent of ribosome. The transcript is spliced from 2 exons. Gene Ontology annotation, cellular component: ribosome. The record is from RefSeq and is a predicted model, not a curated record. NCBI's taxonomy places the organism in Eukaryota, Viridiplantae, Streptophyta, Magnoliopsida, Solanales, Solanaceae.